Messenger RNA from Geodia barretti, 391 nucleotides. The record is from the annotation of a GenBank genome assembly. NCBI's taxonomy places the organism in Eukaryota, Metazoa, Porifera, Demospongiae, Tetractinellida, Geodiidae.
AGCCUGUGAGGCGAGACGGUUUACAUACAAGGGGCCAUUGGAACCACUGAAGGAGGCGAACAGCUACACCUUUCACCUCCACUGGCUCAACUCAAUAUGAGGUCAUUAGAACCUGUCCCAAAUUACAUACAGACCGCGCAGUCUAUCUGUCAUGGUGGCAUGGAACCAAGCGGAGACGAGACUGCUGGUGUACGGAGAGACCUACUCCGUUGACUUUACUCCAACCAGAGUUGAGGGAAGGGGGACCCACGAGUGUUGGACGGCAGGUAGGCGGAGUAGAUCUGGAGUAUCAGAGCCACGACAGAUCUGCAAUCUGAUUGGUCGGAUGUCGGUGACCAGAGAGCGAAGUGGGAUUGACGAUGUUCCUUCAUCAUUGGUAGCUCUCCAGCAG